Oenanthe melanoleuca is the source of this 2821-nucleotide messenger RNA. It is a transcript of the gene VSTM2A, whose product is annotated as V-set and transmembrane domain containing 2A. The transcript has 5 exons. The record is from RefSeq and is a predicted model, not a curated record. NCBI's taxonomy places the organism in Eukaryota, Metazoa, Chordata, Aves, Passeriformes, Muscicapidae. Bases 419 to 1099 code for a protein of 226 amino acids.
AGUGUGUAGGGAGGGCAGUCAUCACGCCAUCCUGAGCAGCAAGAGCUGACGUUGGACGAAGCUGCCAGGUAGCUGAAAAAAGGCACAGAAGGCAGCUGAUACUCACUUUUCAACGGUUUGUGGUUUUUUUUAGUCUGUAUCUGGACUUCAAGCAACACAGCGCCUGAGACAGCUCAUCUGAACCACACUGUAUUGCAAUACUCGCUCUUCUCAAAGAAAAAGACUCCACUGAGCAGCAGAAUGCUGCCAGUGUCGCAGCUAGGGCUACAAUACAGAGCCUUUUUGUAACACUGCAAAUUUCUCUCUGGUCAGAUAUUUGAAAUACAUACAUACACUUAUAUAUCAGUUCUUUGUUUUUGAGGACAACUUUGGCUUUUUUUUUUUUUUUUUUUCCCUGAUGUGACUUCUUCAUCUUGGAAUGAUGGGGAUCUUUCUAGCUUAUAUUGGAUUCAUUUUCUUUUCAGUUAUGUAUAUUCAACAAGGACUUUCUACCCAAGCAAAAUUCACAGAGUUUCCCCGAAAUGUCACGGCCACUGAAGGGCAGAACGUGGAGAUGUCUUGUGCUUUCCAAAGUGGCUCUACUUCGGUGUACCUUGAGAUCCAGUGGUGGUUUCUGCGGGCAGCUGAGGACCAAGAGGCUGGAGCUGAAGUGACAGGCACUCAGGUGGAGCUCCUGCCCGAGCGGGACCUGGACAGCGACGGCACGAAGAUCAGCACAGUGAAAGUACAAGGGAAUGACAUCUCCCACAAGCUGCAGAUUUCAAAAGUGAGGAAAAAGGAUGAAGGCUUGUAUGAGUGCAGGGUGACCGAUGCCAACUAUGGAGACCUUCAGGAAUACAAGGCCCAGGCAUUUCUCAAAGUCAAUGCUAACAGCCACUCUCGGCGAAUGCAAGCCUUUGAGGCGUCCCCAAUGUGGCUGCAAGACAUGAAACCUCGUAAAAACAUCUCAGCAGCAGCCCCAAGCAGCAUCCACCAUUCUGCCAAUCAGCGUGUACGUGCCACCUCCAGCCCCGAAGCAGCAGCCAAAAUCCCCAAACAAAGUCCACAAUCAGUGCAUGCCAAGACAUUCAUGGGCACCAGAGCCAACCUGGCGAGCUAAUUAAAUAAAUAAAUGUAUAUGUUUAAAACAGCCUUAUAAGGAGCAUUGGAAAUCUGCAAGAUGAGCGAAUAUCUUAUAACUUCUUCCGCAGGUGCGAGGAUAGCUACAAGCCAUGGACUUUCUGUCCUGCUUCUUGUUUGUGGCUUUGUGAAGGGUGCUUUGCUUUAAUCUAAAAGUGCUGACUUUUUCCAAUAUCACUUUCUCUUCUUAAAGCAAAGAGCAAAUCGCCUGUAAAAUCCACGGAGCGGACAGCAAAGUUGACCCUAACCUCCAACCACCACUCUGCACCCAAUGUACUCUAAAUCUCUACACAAGGAGCACCUUCUUCAGGAAGUACAAACAAAAUUACUAAAUAAAUAAAAUAAAAUAAAUAUAAAAAAAGAAGAGGAUCCCACAUGUUUUCUUGAUAUAUCUUAUUUUCUUUGGCGUAUCACUGAUAUUUCAUUUGAAGAGAACUGGUGUGAUGUAAUCAAACGUUUUGUAACAGCAAGACCUAGUUUCCUUUUCUUUUGGCAAGGAGAAGCCUCAUCCUUGACUUCUCAGGGGUUGGCCUGCAAGUCCUCAGUAUUACAGAAUUAACCAUGGAUGACAUUUGUUUUCCUACGCUGAAAGAACCGUUCCAGCCUGGGAGCAAAAAGAGGCCAAAUAAGGAAACAAACCAUAGGGAUUUAACAUAAAUAGAAUACACACAAAUUUUUAUCAAAAAGCCUUUUUUUUAUUUUCUUCUUUUCUUUUUCCUUUUUCUUUUUUUUUUUUUGUGUGUGUGUGUGAGGAAUAGGAAGGAGAAAAUAUAUUCUACAGAGGAGCUCAGCAGACAAGGGAAUGUUGUUUCUGAAAAACAUAUGAGGAUAUUUUUCUUUUGAAAUUUUUUUUCUUUCUGCUUUUCAAUACAUUAUUCUUCUUCCCCUUAGGGAUUUUUUCCCCUGUCAUUCUGUUUGUUUCUUGUUCAAUGGUGGCAAGUACAACUUAGGCCAACCCCUGAUGACUAUGUGGAGGUUUAUAUAUAUAUACAUCCUUUUUUUUUGUGUGUGUGCGUUCUAUAUUUCAGUGUGUUUUCUCUAAUUUUGCAACUCCUGUAUAUGCAAAACUAACUUAAAUUCUGUAAAUUGCUUACAGUCUGUGUGAUAUAACUUCAGAGUAGACAUACUUUGGUCCUCAUGCAAGUCAGUUUUUAAUAUUAUCUAUGUGUCGUGCCACCAAGAAACAUCUUAAUUUCCUUUUUUGAAAAAACAACACUUUUUAGUUUGUAAUUCAGUAAUGUGUGGAUUUUGUAAUGCAUAUCUUCACUUUGACUGGUUUGACCCCCUUCAGCCCUCUGUUUACUCUGUAAAUGCACAUUAAAAUUUGUUAUGGUCUCUAGACAAUGAAUUAUUUUAGUUUGUAUGUUGUGUUGGAGUUCAGAUGCUGAAAGCUCUUUGAACUUGUGAUGUUUAUAGAAGAUGAAGUGAUUCAAUCACUAGAGACUGUAAAAUGCAGGUUUGCAGUCAAAUACUGCACGUAAAAAAGGUUAGAAAACAGACAAAUAAACCAGAACAUAUCUUUAAGGAUGUUCUUUUGGUAAAGAGUUUUAGGGAAGUGAAUUUAUUACACUGAUAAAAUAUAUAUUUGCAUCACAGCUCCUUCUACAUGGCCAAAGAAGUGUCUUUCUUUGCUUUUUCUGAAAGUGGAUUGUCAUUAUUCAUUGAUAUUCUUGAUUAAAAUACUUUUUGUCUGUGAACUGAA